CCUUUUGAAUCACUACUUCUCUUUUAGUUUUUCAACUCCUUUUAAUAUUAUUGUCUCAACUUCUAUUGAAAGUUGCUCCAGAGUUCUUCUUACUAGCAAUACACCUUUGUAGGGUGGGAGAGGUCUCUUUUCUUUUCUUAGGAACAAAAAAUUAAGCAGAACUCAAAAGAUCACUGGAAGUCAUUUUCUUUCAUUGGGAAAGAUGAAACAAAUUAAACUGAACUGGACAGAUCAAGAGUUCUCAACAAUCAGAAUACAAGAACUCGCCAUCUAACUCAUAUGAAUUAGAGGAUGAUAUGGGUGAUUCUUAUUAUUUUUGCUGGUUGGAUAUAGUGUUCAGAGUAAAUCAAAAGUAAGUAAAUGACAGCCAGAUUUGAUUCAACGAGAAGAAAUUUUAGUUUCUCAGCUUAUUUGAUUCAUUUAGUUGAAAAGGUGGCACAUGUGUAACUGUUGGUUCUUUCCUAAGGAUUGCCAUGGGAAUUGAAUGUGCAUGCCUAAGGUAAUGCUAUCUGCAUUCCAUCUGAAGAUCUGAUUGCAUAUGAGUGAAGAAAAUACUCAUCCAUUGAUCUGAAUGCCUGUAGACACUGUUUAGAAUGUGACGCAUUCAGUUGGUAUGCCCCCAUCUCUUUCUUGAUCCUUAUGUGUCCGGAUUUAGAGUGUAACUUGCCUCACCAGAAAGUCUUGUUAUUUAGAUUCAGAAAUUUCAAAACAGGCCUUGAUAGCAAGAAUUUAUAAAAUAUUCCACUGUAAGAACCUGUGCUUAAGAUCUAGCUCAAGUGCUAGUUAGGUUGGAGACAGGGGAGGUUUUGGUUAAUUUUUAUGAAAUUAUAGAAACAGAAAAAGAAAUCUGUAGGCAUUUUAGUUUGAUGGUGGAAAUAAGAAAUUUUAUGUUGGCAAAAUUAAAAUGAAAGCAGAGGACAUAUUUGGUAGUGGAAUUGGGAAUUGUUCUUUUCUUAAAAUUGAAAAAAAUGAUAGUGACACAACAAAUAUGUUCAUCAUUAUGCCUCUUAAAACUAUUUUUAAUGAUGCUUCCUAUAUUGGUCGUUUUUGAAACAAUAUUAAGAAUAUUGUUUUUCAUGUUAAUAUGCAAGUGUCCAAAACCUAUUGGUUCUUUAUCAUGCCGAUUUUUCCCCAUUUUCUGACAAUGAGAAUAUCUUCUAAAACAUUUUUAUUUGAGCCACCAGAGAGGCUCAAAUAUUUGGAAAGUUUUGUCAGGUUACCGUUGAUAGGUUUGUUCUUGGAAGAGUACGCUUUCAUUCAUUAAACCAUUCUUCUACCACUCAAACAUAUCAUGGAGUGGUGUUUGGCAAUGUACACUUACAUUCGUUAAAACCAUUCUUCUAUCACACAAACAUAUCGAGUAUUGCACUACAUGGGGCAGGUGCUAUAGAGAGUCCCCAUCGAGUAAGGUUUUGUCUUAGCAAGGAUGAUAUCAUUAUUACCACACCUUAUUAUGUGUUCCGAGUCUAAUGAAAGCAAAAUUAUGAUGUUGAUUCGAGAUUUUUUAUUAAAUUUCUGACAGACACUCGUUUUAUAGAGACUGGUGUUUCUAGCUGGCAUUGUUGACUGGAUUUAGAGGUUAAGGUGGCGUUAUCGACUUUUUUUAAAAGUUUAAGUUGAACAAUGUUGUAUAGAGACAGAAUGAACUCACUUGCCCUAUUAGUUAAGGUGGCGUUAUUUGCUAAUUUAAUUGUUCAAGUUGAACAAUAUUUUUUAGGGACAGAAUGAACUCAUUUGACCCUGGAGUAAUUGUCAGAAAAUCUCCAUGCUUAUGUAUGCUCUUGCGUCACCAGCACUAGAAACACACGCAAGUUCCACGCAAGCCAUCCAAUCCCACAAGACACACACCUAAACAAGCACCCAUUUUCUACAAAUUGAAACCCUUAUGGUUUGAUUUACCAAUUCUCUUCAACCCCCCCAAAUUGCAAUGGCUUCGCAAUCCCACCAGCUUCAUGUUGUUUUGAUACCCUUCAUGACCCAGGGCCACCUCAUUCCCAUGAUAGACAUGGCCAUACUACUGGCACAACGAGGUCUGAUUGUCACUAUAAUCUCCACACCCCUCAAUGCCAGUCGGUUCAAUACAUCUAUCAGCUGGGCAAUAGAAUCUGGGCUCCUGAUUCGAGUUAUCCAACUCCGGUUUCCAUCCCAUGAGGCUGGGUUACCAGAGGGAUGUGAAACCAUGGACAAUCUCCCCUCUCGAGAAUUACUCGCGAAUUUCUAUGUUGCUAUUAGAAUGUUGCAACAACCAGUAGAAAAAUUAUUUGAAGAGAUGAAACCCAGUCCAAGCUGCAUAAUAUCUGAUGCAAAUCUAGCAUGGCCUGCUGAUACUGCUCGCAAGUUUCAAGUUCCAAGAUUUUAUUUUGAUGGGAGAAACUGUUUCAGCCUUUUGUGCUCACACAAUUUACAUAUUACGAAGGUUCAUGAGCAGGUCUCUGAAUCGGAGCCCUUCGUGGUGCCUGGUUUGCCUCAUCGGAUUACAUUAACCAGAGCGCAACUACCAGGAGCCUUCAGUUCAAACUUCUCGGAUUUGAAUGAUACUCGCAGAGAAAUAAGAGCAGCUGAACUAGUAGCUGAUGGUGUAGUAGUUAAUAGUUUUGAGGAGUUGGAAGCAGAAUAUGUCAAAGAGUAUAGAAAGGUGAAAGGAGAUAAAAUUUGGUGCAUUGGCCCAGUGUCAGUCUGCCACAAGGAGGAUAUAGACAAGGCUCAAAGAGGUAAUAAUACUUCUACCGAUCAAAACCAGUGUCUGAAGUGGCUAGAUUCAUGGGAGCCGAGCUCUGUAGUUUAUGCGUGUCUGGGAAGCCUCAGUAACAUUACUCCGCCACAGUUAAUAGAGCUUGGGUUAGGCUUAGAAGCUUCAAACUGCCCGUUCAUUUUGGUUUUAAGAGGACACAAAGCAGAAGAGAUGGAGAAAUGGAUAUCAGAUGAUGGAUUUGAGGAGAGGACAAAAGAAAGAGGCCUUCUGAUUCGGGGUUGGGUCCCACAAAUACUAAUCUUGUCUCAUCCUGCAGUUGGAGGGUUCUUAACACACUGUGGUUGGAACUCGACACUGGAAGCGGUUUCUGCUGGUUUGCCCAUGAUAACAUGGCCUUUCUUUGCUGAUCAAUUUUAUAAUGAGAAGUUAAUUGUACAAAUACUGGAGAUUGGUGUCAGUGUAGGAGUUGAGGUUUCUGUGCAACUGGGGCAGGAAGAGAAGUUUGGCGUGUUGGUUAAGUGGGAGGAAGUUCAGAAGGCUAUAAGCAAGGUAAUGGAUAAAGGACCGGAAGGUAGAAAGAGAAGAGAAAGAGUAAGGAAACUUGGUGUGAUGGCAAACAAGGCUAUGGAACAAGGAGGAUCUUCCAACCACAAUAUUGCUCUAUUAAUAGAAAAUAUCAAGCAACAUGCAACGGUGCAUUCAAGCAAAGAUACGAGUUAAGAGUCAAACAGAUUUGUUGAUCCAGUCAACCAGGAAACCGAAAGAUGGAUUCCCAAUAGGCUACCUGUAUGCUUUGAAUCUCUCGUACUCCCUCAUACUGGAAACCUCCUUUCACCCGUAGUUGAUAUCACUCCUUACUUUCCGUUACAUUCCCAGUGGUGGUGAAUCUUUUGGCUUUAUUUUUAUUUUUUAUUUUAUCAAAAUAGCUCCGGAAAAUAAUGUAAUUUUUUCAUUUUAGUUAUCUCAUUUUCAAAUUUUAUAUAAUUAAUUGUUAAAAAUAUAAAAACAAACCAUUGUGAUAAUCUUUUUAAUAA
Molecule: messenger RNA, 3726 nt
Organism: Vitis vinifera (wine grape)
Lineage: Eukaryota; Viridiplantae; Streptophyta; Magnoliopsida; Vitales; Vitaceae
Product: UDP-glycosyltransferase 1
Exons: 1
Coding region: 1928-3412 (494 amino acids)
Molecular function (GO): UDP-glycosyltransferase activity
Source: RefSeq, a predicted model, not a curated record